CAGACUUUUCACUUUGAUGUCAAACUGUUUUUCAGAAAGGGAAAAGCCUUGAUUUUAGGUACAUGGAAUUAUAGACAUACCUAUCCUGUCAGCCUGAGAUAUGUUUUAAAGUAAUUCAUAGUCUUUGACACUUUCUUAUUAGCAUCUGAGAAGCUGAAAAAAAGUUGGACAAUGAUGAAAGAAGAAAUAAUGAAGUACACAAAACUGCAACAACAGGUCAAUGACCUGGAGGUUCACACUCAAGGACUGCAGACCAAGAUAGUAGAGUUACAGAGAAGUCCCUAUGCUAGAACAAAACAGACAGAUACACUGGGUGAAAUUGAGGCUGCUGCUAUGAAGCUGUACCAAGAAUUGAGGCAAAUGGCAAGAGAAAAGAGGCAGCAGAUUUCAGACAACACUGGCAUGGUUCAGGCAGUAGUGAGGUGCUACACACAGAGGGACAAACUUACUGGGGAUCUCUACCAACAUAUUAGCAAACUAGCUUCCUGCAAACUUGACAUGUCAGACCUUCUUCCUCGAGUUCAAGAAACUAUUGAUGACAUUAAAGCUGGUAGCAGUGUACUGAUGGCAUACCAGAAACAGAGGCAAACAGAGAUGUGGACUAUGUUGAAGAAACUGGUCCAGAGGAGCCAGGCUCCAGGCUCUCAGCCUCAUUCUCUGACCAGCAGCUUGAUGAGGUCCACAUCCAGGCAGAGUGGGAGCAGUGGGGGCAACAGUUUCAGUCAGAUGUUCGAGAAAAAUAUGGAGGCUUCCUCGAUGCUCAGGACAGAGAACGAGGACAGCAAAGCUAAACUGGAGAGCACACUUUCAAGCCUUGUACUUGAGCAGGAGGAAUUCUUGUCAGCUGAUAAUCAGUUGCAGUGGGAUUUCUUGGCUGAGGAGGAGGCACCCUCUAUACAGCAAGGGGCAGACUUGUCUUAGCAAAGAAUUUGAAUGUGCCAUUGACAUUAUUUGUAUGCAUGGAAGGUCCUCCAGACAAGAACUGUUUAUUGGAAGAUCUCAAUUUCCUAAAAUUUAUGCUCGGAAAAAAAUACAUUUGGAUAGAAGUGGGCAGAGAGUCAAUUAAAUAUGUGCAUCUAUGAACAUUUUUCCCACUUUGAAUAUAGGGAUGAGGAUGGGGGUAAAGCUCAUGCCAUUUGACAAGAAGAAUAAAAACAUUACCUUUUUCUGGAUUAUUUAGUGUAGAAUAAUUCAUAUAUAAAAUGUGCAUGUAAAACCUUCUCACACCUGCUGAAUUACCAAGAAAUUCAAGCAUUGGCACUCCUUUUGACAAUUUUAUAUCUACGUUAGCAUAGUAUAGAUAUCAGAGUCAUUAAUAGGAGUGCUAGCUCAUGAAUAUCAUGCUACUGCUGAAUCAGCUGUUGCAUAACAAUCUUCUUACAUAUGCUUACAUAUUUGAGAACUUUUUAUUCUCUAGUAGAGUGCAUACCAUAAAAAAGUUCCUGUAUUGUAGGGUCAAUAUUGGUGCUAGAGCCUAAAGUGGAGUCAAAAAUGAGACCUUACUCUAGUGUCUUAUGAUGGAUGCCUUUAGUACUUUAAGUGCGUUUUUAGAAUAUGCAGGUUUUGUAUGUAUAUAUGUAUAAUAUAGUGACAGUGUACAAUUCUGUAUGUGCUAAGAUUAUCUACCCAGCCUGAUAGACUGUUGUAUGUGUAACCAUGCAGAUGAUGUUUAAUUUAUGUUCAUGGUUGGUCAAAAUGGGAAUUUGAGAAUAAUCACUAUAAAUUAAUAUUUGGAAGGUCUGCAAUUAUUCUCUAUAGCUCGCGAUUUAUAAAUGAAUGAAAUUGUGAUUCGCUAUCUUGCUGCAGACUACUAAACAUGUAGUCAAACACCAUGACAUUUUCUCUACAUUGUAAUACACUAUGUUUACUGUUCCUCACAGAGUGGGUAGGUGGUACUAGUAUCAUAUGUAAAAUCUACCCACAUACAUGAUGUUAUUAUAAAACUGUUUAUAUAAAAAGCUUAUCCAUGUAGCUUUAGAUACAUAAGGUAAAACAUAAAGAGUUUUCUACAACAUCAAUUAUAUCAAAAUUGGUGUUUUGCUUCAUCCAGUUGUUUUAAACAAUGAUGGGAUUCAUCUGAAGAAGGCCUUGUGAUAAGCUUAAAACAGUGACCUCAUUUCAAGUGUAAGCUCCAGUAUGGAAUUUGAUUAUAAUUCCAUCUUUAUCUUAGUCCAUAUAGUAUUAUUUUAUAGGCAUACAAUUGGUAAAGGUCAGUCCUCCUGGGAGGACAGUGCUCUGGACAAAUCUGCUUAGAACCAAACUGGACACCUUUCAAAGCUAACUGACA
Molecule: messenger RNA, 2287 nt
Organism: Lingula anatina
Lineage: Eukaryota; Metazoa; Brachiopoda; Lingulata; Lingulida; Lingulidae
Product: inhibitor of nuclear factor kappa-B kinase subunit alpha
Biological process (GO): peptidyl-serine phosphorylation; positive regulation of transcription by RNA polymerase II; tumor necrosis factor-mediated signaling pathway
Cellular component (GO): cytoplasm; IkappaB kinase complex
Molecular function (GO): ATP binding; IkappaB kinase activity
Source: RefSeq, a predicted model, not a curated record